Erinaceus europaeus (western European hedgehog) is the source of this 5896-nucleotide messenger RNA. RefSeq names its product SET domain containing 1A, histone lysine methyltransferase (gene SETD1A). The transcript is spliced from 19 exons. Gene Ontology annotation, molecular function: protein binding; RNA binding; histone H3K4 methyltransferase activity. NCBI's taxonomy places the organism in Eukaryota, Metazoa, Chordata, Mammalia, Eulipotyphla, Erinaceidae. The coding region runs from base 155 to 5260 and encodes 1701 amino acids. Gene Ontology annotation, cellular component: Set1C/COMPASS complex. The record is from RefSeq and is a predicted model, not a curated record.
CUCGCCGUGAAACCCAGUCUCCGGGGGAUGCGGCCCCUCUCCAGGCUCCCGGGGACACAGCUCUCGAGCCUUGCAGGGCGCCGACCGCGGAGAAGCUGUUCUCGGCCCCGCGGGUCUCCUGGUGGCGCCCAUGGCGAAAGGUAAAUGAGCAGCGAUGGAUCAAGAAGGUGGGGGCGAUGGGCAGAAGGCCCCGAGCUUCCAGUGGCGGAACUACAAGCUCAUCGUGGAUCCUGCCUUGGACCCUGCCCUGCGCAGGCCCUCGCAGAAGGUGUACCGCUACGACGGAGUCCACUUCAGCGUCAACGACUCGAAGUAUAUACCCGUCGAAGACCUUCAAGACCCCCGCUGCCAUGUCAGGACUAAAAACAGAGACUUCUCCCUCCCUGUCCCCAAGUUUAAGCUGGAUGAAUUCUAUAUCGGACAGAUCCCCCUCAAGGAAGUGACUUUUGCAAGACUGAAUGACAACGUGCGGGAGACCUUCCUGAAGGACAUGUGCCGGAAGUAUGGUGAGGUGGAGGAGGUCGAGAUCCUCCUGCACCCGCGUACGCGCAAGCACCUGGGCCUGGCCCGCGUGCUCUUUACCAGCACCCGGGGAGCCAAAGAAACGGUCAAAAACCUCCAUCUUACCUCCGUCAUGGGCAACAUCAUACACGCUCAGCUGGACAUCAAAGGACAGCAACGAAUGAAAUACUACGAGCUGAUAGUCAAUGGUUCCUACACCCCUCAGACGGUGCCCACGGGGGGAAAGGCCCUGAGUGAGAAGUUCCAGGGUGCAGCUGCCGAGACGACUGAAUCCCGCCGCCGCUCCUCCUCUGACACGGCUGCCUACUCGACUGGCAGUGCUGUCGCGGGCACUCCUGGCAAUGGCACCCCCUGCUCCCAGGACACAAGCUUCUCUGGCAGCCGACAGGAUACCCCAUCUUCCUUUGGCCAGUUCACCCCUCAGUCAUCCCAAGGAACCCCCUAUACUUCUCGGGGCAGCACCCCCUACUCUCAGGACUCUGCCUACUCCAGCAGCACCACCUCAACCUCUUUCAAGCCCCGACGGUCAGAGAACAGCUACCAGGAUUCCUUCUCCCGCCACCAUUUUUCUGCAUCUUCAGCCCCCACGACCACGUCUGCAGCCAUCCCUGUCACCACCGCAGUCACCGCCGCGUCCUCUUCCUCCUCCUCGUCCUCCUCGUUGUCUUCGUCAUCCUCCUCCUCCUCCUCGUCUUCAUCUUCGUCCUCUCAUUUUCGUGGUUCCGACUCUAACUACCCUGCAUAUUAUGAAAGCUGGAACCGCUACCAACGCCAUGCUUCCUACCCACCCCGCCGGGCCACCCGAGAGGAGCCCCCGGGCGCCACCUUUGCUGAAAACCCAGCCGAGCGCUUCCCGCCGUCCUACACCUCCUACCUGCCCCCUGAGCCUGGCCGGCCCGCCGACCAGGACUACCGGCCUCCUGCCUCAGAGGCCCCACCACCAGAGCCCCCAGAACCUGGUGGAGGUGGAGGCGGUGGGGGGCCCAGCCCUGAGAGGGAAGAAGCUCGGACCUCCCCUCACCCGCCCUCACCUGCCCGCUCAGGCUCCCCAGCCCCUGAGACCACCAACGAGAGCGUGCCCUUCGCUCAGCACAGCAGUCUGGACUCCCGCAUCGAGAUGCUGCUGAAGGAACAGCGCUCCAAGUUCUCCUUCCUGGCCUCAGACACCGAGGAGGAGGAAGAGAACAGCAGUGCGGGCCCCGGGACUCGGGACUCAGGGAGCGAGGUGCCUUCCGGCUCAGGUCAUGGACCCUGCACGCCCCCUCCGGCACCGGCGAGUUUUGAGGAUGUCGUACCUGCGGGGAGUGGGGAACCGGGGGCUGCCCGCGAGUCUCCAAAGGCCAACGGACAGAACCAGGGUUCUCCAUGCUCUUCAGGAGAGGACAUGGAGAUCUCGGAUGAUGACAGGGGCGGCUCGCCCCCACCGGCUCCCACACCCCCCCAGCAGCCUCCGCCGCCUCCCCCACCGCCCCCGCCGCCCCCUCCCUACCUCGCUUCCCUGCCCCUCGGCUACCCUCCACACCAGCCUGCCUACCUCCUCCCGCCCCGACCUGAUGGGCCGCCGCCACCCGAGUACCCGCCGCCCCCGCCGCCGCCACCCCCCCAUAUCUACGACUUCGUGAACUCCUUGGAGCUCAUGGAUCGGCUUGGGGCUCAGUGGGGGGGCAUGCCCAUGUCCUUCCAGAUGCAGACCCAAAUGUUGACUCGGCUCCACCAGCUGCGGCAGGGCAAGGGCUUGACUGCCGCCUCCACUGGCCUCCCUGGAGGGGCCUUCGGGGAGGCCUUCCUCCCCUUCCCGCCCCACCAAGAGACACCCUAUGGCUUACCCUAUGCUCUGUACUCCCAAGGGCAAGAAGGCCGAGGGGCAUACUCUCGGGAGGCCUACCACCUGCCCUUGCCCAUAGCAGCCGAGCCCCUGCCCUCCUCCUCCGUCUCAGGAGAGGAGGCCCGGCUGCCUACCAGGGAGGAGGCUGAGCUGGCAGAGCACAAGGCCCUGCCGUCGGCUGGCACUGUGGGCCGAGUGCUGGCCACCCUCGUCCAGGAGAUGAAGAGCAUCAUGCAGCGUGACCUCAACCGCAAGAUGGUGGAGAAUGUGGCCUUCGGAGCUUUUGACCAGUGGUGGGAGAGCAAGGAGGAGAAGGCCAAGCCAUUCCAGAACGCAGCCAAACAGCAAGCCAAGGAGGAGGAUAAAGAGAAGACAAAGCUCAAGGAGCCAGGCCUAGUGUCCCUCGUCGACUGGGCCAAGAGCGGGGGAACCACGGGCAUCGAGGCCUUCACCUUUGGGUCUGGGCUCCGAGGUGCCCUGCGGCUGCCUUCUUUCAAGGUAAAGCGAAAAGAGCCAUCAGAGAUUUCAGAGGCCAGCGAAGAGAAGAGGCCCCGACCUUCCACUCCUGCCGAGGAAGACGAAGAUGACCCUGAGCGCGAGAAGGAGGCGGGAGAGCCAGGACGCCCGGGGACCAAGCCCCCAAAGCGAGACGAAGAGCGAGGCAAAACCCAGGGCAAGCACCGCAAGUCCUUUGCUCUAGACAGCGAGGGGGAGGAGGCGUCCCAGGAGUCCUCCUCGGAGAAGGAUGAGGAGGACGAGGAAGAAGAUGACGAGGACGAAGACCGUGAUGAAGCCAUGGACACUGCGAAAAAGGAGACGGAGGUGUCAGACGGAGAGGAUGAGGAAAGCGAUUCGUCCUCCAAAUGUUCUCUGUAUGCCGACUCAGAUGGUGAAAAUGACAGCACAUCAGACUCCGAGAGCAGCAGCUCGUCCAGCUCCUCCUCUUCCUCCUCCUCUUCAUCAUCGUCGUCCUCCUCCUCCUCAGAGUCUUCCUCUGAAGACGAGGAAGAGGAACAGCCAGUAGCUAUCCCCUCAGCAUCACCACCCCCCAAAGAUGUCCCUGCACCCCUGCCCACACCUGUGGAGGAGCCUGCGCCAGAGAGGCCUGCGGGCUCCCCCGUCACACCACUCCCUGAACGAGAGAAGUCUCCACCGAGACCCACAGGCUUCGUAGAGGAACCCCCUCCCAGCGUUGCCCAGCCUCCUCCAGAACCCCCAGCCGGGCCCCCGGCCCCUGGCCCCCGACCUGAUGAGCGCCCCUCCUCUCCCAUCCCCCUCCUGCCCCCUCCCAAGAAACGACGGAAAACCGUGUCAUUCUCAGCGGUGGAGGAAGCCCCAGCCCCAGAGCCGCCCCCUGCAGCCCCACCGCAGGUCAAGUCCCCUGGGCCUGUCUCCCGCAAAGCCUCACGGGGCCUGGAGCGGACCAUUCGGAACCUGCCCCUGGACCAUGCGUCUCUGGUCAAGAGCUGGCCUGAGGAGGCAUCUCGAGGAGGCCGGGGCCGCUCUGUAGGCCGGGGCCGCUCUGUUGAGGAGGAUGAGGCCGAGGCCGGGGCAGACGUGGACUUGGCGGUGCUGGCCAACCUGGCCCUGACGCCGGCCCGGCGCAUCCUGCCCGCCCUGCCUGCCGGCGAUGACUCCGAGGCCACAGAAACGUCGGAUGAGGCCGACCGACCCGGCCCCCUGCUCAGCCACAUCCUCCUGGAGCACAACUACGCACUGGCCAUCAAACCGCCCCCCUCCAUGCCCGCGCCUCGGCCCCUGGAGCCCACCCCCGCGCCCGCAGCCCUCUUCAGCUCCCCCGCGGAUGAGGUCCUGGAGGCCCCCGAGGUGGUGGUGGCAGAGGCCGAGGAGCCCAAGCAGCAGCAGCAGCGGCAGGAAGAGGCAGAGGAGGAGGAGGAAGAGGAGGAAUCAGAGUCCUCUGAGAGCAGCAGCAGCAGCAGCAGUGACGGGGCCAGGGCCGUCCGCCGCCGCAGCCUCCGCUCCCACACCGGGCGCAGGCGGCCACCCCCACCACCCCCACCUCCCCCCACCUUUGAGCCCCGCAGCGAGUUUGAGCAGAUGACCAUCCUGUACGACAUUUGGAACUCGGGCCUGGACUUGGAGGACAUGAGCUACCUGCGGCUCACGUACGAGCAGCUGCUGCAGCAGACAAGCGGGGCCGACUGGCUCAACGACACCCACUGGGUGCACCACACCAUCACCAACCUGAGCACUCCCAAGCGCAAGCGGCGGCCACAGGACGGGCCCCGCGAGCACCAGACGGGCUCAGCCCGCAGCGAAGGCUAUUACCCCAUCAGCAAGAAGGAGAAGGACAGGUACCUGGAUGUGUGCCCUGUCUCGGCCCGGACGCUGGAGGGCACGGACACUCAGGGGACUAACCGUGUGCUAUCGGAACGCCGGUCCGAGCAGAGGCGGCUGCUGAGCGCCAUCGGCACCUCCGCCGUCAUGGACAGCGACCUGCUGAAGCUCAACCAGCUCAAGUUUCGGAAAAAGAAGCUUCGAUUCGGCCGGAGCCGCAUCCAUGAGUGGGGCCUGUUUGCCAUGGAGCCCAUCGCAGCUGAUGAGAUGGUCAUCGAGUACGUGGGUCAGAACAUCCGCCAGAUGGUGGCCGACAUGCGGGAAAAGCGCUACGUGCAGGAGGGCAUCGGCAGCAGCUACCUGUUCCGGGUGGACCACGACACCAUCAUCGACGCCACCAAGUGUGGCAACCUGGCGCGGUUCAUCAACCACUGCUGCACGCCUAACUGCUACGCCAAGGUGAUCACCAUCGAGUCCCAGAAGAAGAUCGUGAUCUACUCCAAGCAGCCCAUCGGUGUGGAUGAGGAGAUCACCUACGACUACAAGUUCCCGCUGGAGGACAACAAGAUCCCGUGUCUGUGCGGCACCGAGAGCUGCCGAGGCUCCCUCAACUGAGGCGGCAGGACUGGCGCCCGCGCCCCUAUUUAUUCCCCCGGUGCCCUGAGCCCCCACCCCCCAGCCUUAGUGGGCUUAGCUGGGUCCAGUGCCCGACAGAGAGGGGACCCAAGCCCAGCAAGGGAACCUCAGUUUCUUGAGGCAACUGCAGCCCCUCUUGUUGCCUCGCCCUACCCUCUCCACCCCCACCCCAAUUUUUUUUCUUUGCGGAGAAGAAGCUGUAAAUGUUUUGUAGCUGCCAGCAGCUGUUUCCUGUGGAAACCUGGGGUGCCGGCCUGUACAGAUCUGUUCUUGGGGGGCUGCACAGCCUCCUUGCUUUGUGUUAAUGGGGGCUUCCCCCCAUGCCCUGCAUAAACCCCUCCCCAGUUUAGGGGUCUCUAGGGGCAGUGGCCAUGUUCUCCCCCUGGGGGGGCCCUAUGCCCCCAGUCCUGGGGACUCUGUGCCUGGAACCCUGCCUCAUCUUCUGUUCCUGCCAGACCCUGUGGGUCAGCCUCCCCGGCAUCUGGAAGCCCCGGCUCCUCAGGCCAGGAUGUGGGCGGCGGGCCCUUCUUGUUGGGCUGGACUGUACAUAUGUUAAUAGUGCAAACCCAACGCCACAUUUUUAUAAUUGUGAUUAAACUUUAUUGUACAAAAGUG